Molecule: messenger RNA, 756 nt
Organism: Eptesicus fuscus (big brown bat)
Lineage: Eukaryota; Metazoa; Chordata; Mammalia; Chiroptera; Vespertilionidae
Product: S-antigen protein-like
Exons: 3
Coding region: 1-756 (251 amino acids)
Source: RefSeq, a predicted model, not a curated record
AUGAAAGAAACAAGCGUGGGCUCUGAAGGAAAACCUCAUGCUGACCCCAGCCUGGGUUCUACCGGCCCCAAAGCUGACCCCAGCCUGGGCUCUACCGGCCCCAAAGCUGACCCCAGCCUGGGCUCCAUCGGCCCCAAAGCUGACCCCAGCCUGAGUUCCACUGUCCCCAAAGCUGACCCCAGCCUGGGCUCCAUCCGCCCCAAAGCUGACCCCAGCCUGAGUUCCACUGUCCCCAAAGCUGACCCCAGCCUGGGCUCCACCAGCCCCAAAGCUGACCCCAGCCUGGGCUCCAUCAGCCCCAAAGCUGACCCCAGCCUGGGUUCCAUCCGCCCCAAAGCUGACCCCAGCCUGGGUUCCACCAGCCCCAAAGCUGACCCCAGCCUGGGCUCCAUCCGCCCCAAAGCUGACCCCAGCCUGGGCUCCACCAGCCCCAAAGCUGACCCCAGCCUGGGCUCCAUCGGCCCCAAAGCUGACCCCAGCCUGGGCUCCAUCCGCCCCAAAGCUGACCCCAACCUGGGUUCUACCGGCCCCAAAGCUGACCCCAGCCUGGGCUCCACCAGCCCCAAAGCUGACCCCAGCCUGGGUUCCACCGGCCCCAAAGCUGACCCCAGCCUGGGCUCCACCGGCCCCAAAGCUGACCCCAGCCUGGGCUCCACCAGCCCCAAAGCUGACCCCAGCCUGGGUUCUACCGGCCCCAAAGCUGACCCCAGCCGGCAGCAUGGCUCCAAGAAGCCUGAAAAUGUGAUCUGCUGUUAG